Messenger RNA from Chenopodium quinoa (quinoa), 1179 nucleotides. RefSeq lists its product as uncharacterized. Lineage: Eukaryota; Viridiplantae; Streptophyta; Magnoliopsida; Caryophyllales; Amaranthaceae. The transcript has a single exon. The record is from RefSeq and is a predicted model, not a curated record. Bases 1 to 1179 code for a protein of 392 amino acids.
AUGAGUCAUCAAGAGAGAAGUGCCGGAAAGAAUGAGAGGGGUGAGAAAGAGAAAGAGAAGGAACCUGGAAAGGAGAGCACCAAAGAUCAAACACCUUUACCCCUUAAUCUCCAACGUAGGAAUGAGAGGUUGCCUUUUCCCCAAAGAUUUGCUAGGUCUAGGCUUGAUGUCCUAUUCGGAAAAUUUUUAAAUGUAGUAAAGAGCUUGCAUGUUUCUGUACCCUUUGUGGAUGCUAUGAAAGAGAUGCCUCACUACUCUAAAUUCUUAAAAGACCUUUUGAAGGGAAGGAGAGAAGUUGAAACCGUUAACCUAACCGCAAAUUGUAGUGUUAUUCUCUCUAGUAAGCUACCAACCAAAUUGCAAUAUCCCGGUAGUUUUUCCAUCCCGGGUUCUAUCAAUGAGGUUUAUUUGGGGAAGGCUUUGUGUGAUCUAGGUGCUAGCGUGAGUUUAAUGCCCUUCUUGGUCUACCAAAAGCUUAAUGUGGGAAGUCUUUCACCUACAAACAUCACCCUCCAACUUGCGGAUAGGUCCACAAAAUUGCCUAUAGAGAAGGUAAAGGACAUGCCCCUUAGAGUUGGUAAGUUCACUUUUGCGGUGGAAUUUUAUGUUCUUGAGAUGGAUGAAGAUGAAAGAAUUCCUAUAAUAUUAGGUAGGCCAUUUCUUGCUACUUCUAAAGCAAUCAUUGAUGUCAAAGAAGGUAAGAUGACCUUGAAGGUUGACAAUGAUUCUAUCGAAUUCGCUUUGAAUAAGGUAAUGAGACAACUUUCCUCUAGUAAUGAGUGUUUUAGAAUAGAUACAAUCGAAAAUUUGAUGAAUGAGUUUAAAUACCCUCAUAUGCAUGCUUCUAAUGAUCUACUUGAGAAUGUUUUGUUGAAUGAGAAUGAAGUAGGUGAUCAAAAGGAGAUGCAAUUAUAUGAGGAAAUGCUUGAUGAGAAAGAGGAGACAACCACCGACAAAGAGAUGCUCCAAACAUAUGAAGUCUUCGAAGUAGAAGAGGAAGAGAUCUCCAAUGGUAAGGGAGCUCCGAUGGUAGAAUUGAAACCUCUACCUUCGGGCUUGAGGUAUAUCUUUUUGGAUGCUAAUGAGGCUUCCCCGGUCAUUGUCAAUGCUAACCUCACGGAAGAGCAAACCUCCUCAUUGCUUAAUGUUUUGAAAAAGCGUAGGAAGGCUUUGGGUUAA